AUGUGGACGGGCCUGAUCCGGCGCUUCUCGACCGAGGAGCAGCCGCGCACGCUGAGCCCGUUCCGCCCGCCGCCGCUGGACCCGGUCGUGCUGCACGGCUACAAGGACAGCACGCCGCCCGAGUCGCGGCUGCUGACGCCGGCGGUGGCCGAGGAGAUCCGCACCAUGGUGCCGGAGCGGCUGCGCAUCUCGGAGGACUGGCGGCUGGUGUACAGCCUCGCGCAGAACGGGACGAGCCUCGCGACGCUGUACCAGCAGUGUCGGCAGUACGAGGGCAUGAGGGUCGGGUUUGUGCUGGUGGUUAAGGACCAGGAGGGAGGGACGUUUGGCGCCUACCUCUCCGAAUACCCUCACCCGGCCCCGUCCUACUUUGGCAACGGCGAGUGCUUCCUGUGGCGGGCCUCGACGCUGACGUCUCUCCCGCCGCCGCCCUCGGCCGACACGACGCACCUGACGCGCAGCACGACGCUCGCUCCUCCGCCACCACCACCACCAACAACAACAACAACAACAACAACAACAACAACAACACAGUCCGGCACCUCGACGCCUCGGUCGGUGGACACGACGCCCGGGAUCCGCUUCAAGGCGUUCCCCUACAGCGGCCUCAACGACUUCUACAUCAACUGCGAGACGGGCUUCCUGAGCGUGGGGUCCGGCGGCGGCCACUACGGCCUGUGGCUGGACGACUCGCUCGACGUCGGGCACAGCUCGACCUGCGAGACGUUUGGCAACGAGCCGCUGAGCGACGCGGGGCCCAAGUUCAGCGUCAUUGGCGUCGAGCUGUGGGUGAUUGGCGCGAAAUGA
Molecule: messenger RNA, 807 nt
Organism: Trichoderma citrinoviride
Lineage: Eukaryota; Fungi; Ascomycota; Sordariomycetes; Hypocreales; Hypocreaceae
Product: TLD-domain-containing protein
Exons: 3
Coding region: 1-807 (268 amino acids)
Biological process (GO): response to oxidative stress
Cellular component (GO): nucleus
Source: RefSeq, a predicted model, not a curated record